AUGUAUCCUCCAGUACAUGACCAUCAACGUCCAAGCCUUGUUUCAGGAGUUCCAAACCCCAAUCCUAUACACCCUUAUCCUCCACAUAUGGCCAUGUGGCACGCUCCAGUUGUAGCCGGGAAGUGGUCCACUGGUCUUUGCCAUUGCUGUGAUAAUCCUGCAAAUUGUAUGAUCACUUGCCUUUGUCCUUGCAUCACGUUUGGACAGAUUGCUGAAAUAGUGAACAGAGGAUCUACAUCAUGUUGUAUGAGUGGAGCAGUAUAUGCGUUGCUGAUGGGUGCUGCGUGCCUCUACUCCUGUUGCUAUCGCUCAAAAUUGCGGGGCCAAUAUAACUUGGAGGAGGUUCCUUGUGUGGAUUGCCUCGUGCACUGCUGCUGUGAGACUUGUGCCUUGUGUCAAGAGUAUAGAGAGCUCAAGAGUCGUGGAUUUGAUAUGGGGAUAGGCUGGGAAGCCAAUAUGGCUAGACAACAGCGUGGAAUUACAGUGGCUCCAAUCGUGCCACCAGACAUGACAAGAUGA
This is a messenger RNA of Dovyalis caffra, 519 nucleotides long. Lineage: Eukaryota; Viridiplantae; Streptophyta; Magnoliopsida; Malpighiales; Salicaceae. The record is from the annotation of a GenBank genome assembly.